This is a messenger RNA of Linepithema humile (Argentine ant), 1497 nucleotides long. The record is from RefSeq and is a predicted model, not a curated record. NCBI's taxonomy places the organism in Eukaryota, Metazoa, Arthropoda, Insecta, Hymenoptera, Formicidae.
UUAGUGUUCGAUGAUUUCUCGAAACAGUAAGACAGUGAUCAAAUUUAUAUACCUUUGGCACUCGUAAUUUGAGACGGUGUGAACUAUAUUAUUGUUACAAAUUGUUAAUUGUUAUAAAAUACUGUAUUUUAAUUAACACACGAUUUUAAUAUAUAUGUAUAGGCGCUUUACAUGGAAAUUAAAAUGGCAUUCCGAUAUGUUUUAUUAAAAAUUGGAUUAAUAUUAAUUGCGAUAAUAACUUUUUCUAUUGCUGAAUUUACGCAAAAUAACACUGAAGUUAAUUACAAAUUGUCGUAUGGCCUAAUGCCGUUACAUUAUGAUGUCAAAUUAGCAUUUGACUUCUACAAAUAUGUCUUUUUUGGUGAAAGUAAUAUUACUUUUCAGGUUUAUGAUACACCUACUAGCAGGUUUAUGAAACUUACUAUGCCCUCAGUAAUUUUUGGUAUAUUUAAAAUUUAUCUUAUUAACAUCAAUAAUAAUAAUAAGUUGAAUAACAUCUCGAAAUAUUCAUUUAUUAAUAAGACGCACAUUUAUAUUGAUUUCACCAAUUCAGAAAAUACUUUAUUUUCUGGUACAUAUAUCUUAAAGAUGAUAUAUGUCGGCACCAUAUCUGAUGACAAAAACUUUCGCGGAUCUUUAUAUAAUGUAUUGAAUGCAACAGAUGUUAUGACAAUAAAGGCCCGACAAAUAUUUCCAUGCUGGGACACAUCAUUCAAGGUCACUUAUAACAUUUCCAUCAUCCAUAAGAAAAAAUACACAAUUUUAUCAAAUAUGCCUAUACAAAAAAAAGUUGAAGAUAAAAAUGACAUGAUGUGGACACACUUUCACAAAUCACCUUCAAUGUUACCUGAACAUUUUAUGAUUCUAAUAACUACACUCACUAAUAUUUCUUCGUAUGCAAACGUCACAUUUUGGGGCAGACAGAACAUGACAAAUUAUACACGUUUUGCAGAAAAUAUUGCCCAACAAGCCAUAUACUUCCUAAAUUCAAAAUCUCAACUCACAAAAAUGUCAAAAAUAGAUUGCGUUGUAAUUUGGGAUCCUCAACACAGUAGCCUUGAAACAAAGGGACUCGUUCUAAUAAGAGAAGAAGAUAUUAUAUAUAAUGAAAUAUUAAAUCCCGUUGUGCGCCAACUGGAAGUAGCAAACUUUAUGUCACGUAAAGUGAUACAGUUUUGGUACAAUGACGUAUUUCUGUGGUUAAAAGAAGGUUUUGUAACAUUCAUUGGAACGUAUAUCUUACAUAAGAUUCCAUUAUACCUGCCUAACAUAAUGGAGUUAUUUGUUGUCCAACAACAACAGGAGUCUUUACGUUUCGAUACUCCUUCUGUUAUAGAUCCUCUUACAUUAACGUGUGACAGAAAUAUCUCUACAGAUCAUUUAAUAAGAUCACCUCCAUAUUAUCUCAAAUCACCUGUUAUAUGGUACAUGUUAUUGUAUCUAUUACCUCAGAAUGUGUUUUGGACGAGUAUCCAAAAAUAUGUAGACAUGCAGUAA